AUGUAUUGUAAGGAUAGGAAUUGGGAACACACCGGUAUCAGGCUAGAGGCCAAACUUGACCAAAAAUCUGGCUUAACAUUUUUGAAUCUUAGUUAUCUCUCAAACACCGAUAUGCAGAAAUUACAACACGCGACAAUUGGAACCUUUAGUCUAGGGGGCUCUCUGAAUAAUGCAGCAGCCUGGUCCGAAAAGAUCGAACACCCAACUAACCGGGACCGCCCUGAUUUAAAAAUUUGUUUUCGAUCUGGUCUUUGCAAUCGGAAUAACUGUUCAAAUCCACUGUGCUCAAAUACUUACCAAACCAUUAAUCAUGUUCAAUCAUUGAAUUAUGAACAAUUAGGAAUUUUGAAAAAUAAUUUAUCUAACGAGGAUAGAUUCAGAAAUAAUGAAAAUGUAUAUUCCCGCCAGCAAAACAAUAUCACGAAAAGACCUUUGAAUCGUUCAAAUUCUACUCUCUCAAAUGUUAAUACCAAAGGAUACAAAGAAUCGCUUUACACCAAUUGUUCGAAUUAUUUAAGACGCGGAGUUGACAACUAUCAAAGCUUGGUCAAUAAUGAUAAUAACGAAUAUGAGGAUAGUGGAAUAUAUUCCAACGUAAGUGAUCCCAAAUAUUCCAAGUACCAUCAUCAAGAUUUCGAAAAUCCUUAUUACGCUGUUAUAAGGAGACAACCGUUACCCGCAAAUUCAUAUAAUCCUAACAAGACCUCAUGCCAGUUCCCCCUGACUCAGGAUAAAUGUAAAUUGAAUAGAAUCUAUUCUGUUAGGAACGAGAUUACAUCCAAAUAUUCGAAUACUUGCCCGUCGCGUCCACCAAUCACUAUCGAAAAUACCGAUAAACUUGGUAGAAAUCGUAAUUGCGUUAAAUUCCUUCUUCCUGAGAUCAAGAGUAGAGCCAUGAAAUUUGGCCUGAUGUCCUCUUUGUUGGGAAACGAUAAAAAAAGUUGCAAUGCUAGUGCCGCUAACGCUUUAACGUCGCAAUCGCCUAACACAAAUAAGAUUCGAUACGAAAGCUGGAAUCGUAUCAAUAAAAAUGAUGAAAUUGAUCUCAAGAGAUCCAUCAAUCAUAAUAGGAGUUUUAGAAAAUUCAAAUUUCCUAUCAAAUCGCCUCAAAUUAAUGGUCAUCAUUUAAUCCAUCAAAAUUCUUCUUCCAGUGUCUCUAGCCAUAACUCGCUGAUCCAAGAUCAAUCUUGUCGCGAUAAAUUUGACCAAUCAUCUCCCAACCAAAAAUUGAAUCAAAGUUUUAUGUCCGAGGUCAACAUACCAUCGUCACCUUUGAGGGGCGUCGAUAAAACUAACUCUUCACUUAACAUGACGCUUCCCAUUAAGGAUCACAUGAAAGAAGCCGCCCUGCAUAAAAAUUAUUCUUACCUUUAUUCCAAACUUUCCUCCCACCCUUUGAAACACGCCAACUUAACUAAUUCCGCUGCCGUUUCCUUGUGCAGAGGCAACGAAAUAGAAGGUGGCAACAAACUCCUCUCCCAGAUGUGCUCUUUAUCGUCAGAUUCUACCAAUAGUUCUGCCGCUAAUCACUCAAAAGCGUUUGAUAAUAGUUCUUCUAGAGUCGUUGUUGUUAAUAAUUCUAAUUACGUUAACAUAAACUCUGUUACCUCGCCUUAUUACUCAAACAAAUUGUCUCCUCCUGUUCACAUUAAAUUUCACGACAGUUCGCGAAGGCUUGUAUAUGCCAGUGGUGGUGGCCAGAUACCAACCGAAAAACUUAUGAAUAGUGCAGAUGACACAUAUAAUAAUGUCGGGGAAACACGCUCAAAUACCUAUUCGGUCCCCGAUAAAAUACGGAAUGAUUUUGGGAAGAAGCUCCAACAAGAACUCAAAGCCGAUGACGACGAAUUCGAGCUCAACCCGGAAGUACAAAAGCGUUAUAGUUUGAUUAUGAAGCAAAGGGCUUUCGAAAAUUUCGGGUUGAUAAAUUUAGAUACUGACCUGAAAUUCGAUAUAGACGAUUAUUACAAACAAACCUCUCCGCAGCAACCACCAAAAACUAUAAACCGCAUCAUAUCCACAAGCCCUAAAAAUAGCUUCAAUUUGAACGACACGAGUAGUGAUGCUAAGAGCAGAAUAACCGAUAUACCCAUUCCAAUAUUCAAUCAAUCAUUCACCUCGAAACCCAUUCACAUCAAUAAUAGUAAUAUAGAACAAGAAGAGUUGAAACAACUGAUUGGCCCAGAAUUCGUGUGCCGACAAAACAAGGUUUUAUCAAUCAUGUCGUCCUCAUCGACUUCCGGGAAUUCUUCAAUGGAAGACGAACAGUUGCUACAGAAUAGGACUAGAGGAGCUACUAAUUUUGACAGCAUAUACAAUAGGUGCAAUGCUGACUUUUAUCGUUACGGACCAACCAACUACAACUAUGAAAUGGGCAAUAAAUCUAACAAAAAGUCGAUUAAGAUCAAUAUACACAAUAUGGACAAUAAUGACGAGGAAAAGAGUCAAGUAAUGAAUGAUAUCAAUCGCUACAGCUCAACUUACAGUGAUAGAUCGAAAACGGAUUCAGUUUACUCUUCCAGCAUCGAGAAAUGGAACUACGACGGAACCAACAACGAAAGACAUUCACUGAGUUCGAUGAUUUCUUGUAGAAAGAGUACCUCUGAAACUUCGUUGGAUAAAGAUUCUGCCUUCUGUUCCGAUUCUACCGAAAAAUCUCACUCUCUGAUGAAACAAGAUCACGAACUCAACUCGGGAAACAUUUCAGAAGUUGAUCAUAAAAUACGCGAGAAAAAUUAUUUCGACAAAGCUGAAACAUGUUACAAGACCGACAAAAUAGUACCACAGCCUCCCCCGAGAUAUUCGAGUUUAAAAAGAGACGGUCAAUAUUUCCAUUCGAAUACCAAAAAUAUCGAUUCGUCAUCUUAUCUGCCUACCACGAACCUUAUGAAUAGGAUCGAAAAUAAUCUAAAUUCCGGCGAUAUAAGUAAUAUUUUCGAAGCUUGCAAAAUGGACCAUUCCUAUCACGGACUAAUGGGCAAUAAACCUGUCAAGCUUAAACCGAUAGGUAAAUCUACUAGUUGUGAAUUCAAACAUUUAGCCAUCGUAGAUCAAUGUGCUUUAAAGAAGGAAGAUGGUAAUUCAUAUUCCAGGAUUUCCAAUCGACCCAUCACUACUACCAAUGAUAUAAUAAUUUGCAAUAACCAUGACGCCAUAAGCAAUUUUACUCCCAGAGGAGGCCACGACUAUAGUAGUAGAUUCUUUGAUAAAGAUAUACUGCAUCACGAUGCUUUAAAUAGGUCUCCUCUACAGUUCCUGGCAUCUCACCCUCAAACUAGUAACGGUUCCCCUUCUUACAACUAUCAUAAUAAAACAGUCGCCCUCCCUUUAACCAACACUUUAAAAACUUUGUGUUAUAAUUCUAUCGUCACCAAAACAAGUUGCGGGGCGCGCAAAGAUAAUUUUAUUAUACCACACAAAAUCGAUAUCGACGACCUUGAGUGUCUUAAAAGAUUUAGUAGCGAGGAGCCUGAAGGAAAUUCUUCCGAAGAGGAAGUUCUGAAGGAUUUGAAAGAAAUGCCUUUACUGAGAACGGAAUACAUACUUAAUCAAAAAUGUUAGAACUUUUCUAAUUCUUGAAAAAAUAUUUCAUUUUUUGGUACGUUAUUUAUUAUGAUUAGUUCUAUUGUUAAAGAAAAGAUAAUCAUGAUUUUUUUUUUAAAAAAACUAUUUAGUUUAUUAAAUAUUUAAUAAUAUAUAUAUAUUUUAACAAAAAUAAAAUAAAUUCCCAUUUAUAAUGGUUUUAUAUAAUAAAUUUACGCGUAAUUAAAAUUUAUAGAAUAUUUUUAUAAUUUAACUUAU
Gordionus sp. m RMFG-2023 is the source of this 3801-nucleotide messenger RNA. Its product is annotated as protein PF3D7_1417600-like. The transcript is spliced from 9 exons. NCBI's taxonomy places the organism in Eukaryota, Metazoa, Nematomorpha, Gordioida, Chordodea, Parachordodidae. The coding region runs from base 1 to 3561 and encodes 1186 amino acids. The record is from RefSeq and is a predicted model, not a curated record.